Molecule: messenger RNA, 1279 nt
Organism: Formica exsecta
Lineage: Eukaryota; Metazoa; Arthropoda; Insecta; Hymenoptera; Formicidae
Gene: l(3)neo43
Product: cytochrome c oxidase assembly protein COX16 homolog, mitochondrial
Exons: 3
Coding region: 159-440 (93 amino acids)
Biological process (GO): mitochondrial respiratory chain complex IV assembly
Cellular component (GO): mitochondrial inner membrane
Source: RefSeq, a predicted model, not a curated record
UUGUUCACUAGCUAGUCCUCGCUUGCACUAGUUCAGUUCGUGUGAACUCAGUGCAGCUAUAAAGAACAGACCUAAAAUUAGAAAGAUCAGAAAGAUGAUCGUAAACUACAAUCUCUCGCAAUCUUCUUUCCGAUAAUAUCAAAUAGAUUUAAUAAGUAAUGUCACAAUCUAGAAUUUGGCAAUAUGGUAUACCGUUUAUGAUUUUUAUACUCGGCGGAUCGUUUGGCCUUCGAGAAUUUACGGAGUUACGGUAUAGAUAUAAAAGUACAAAUGACUAUUCAAUUCGGGACGAAUUAGAGAAAAAAGGAAUCGAGACAAGACCAUUAGAAGAAAUCACCUUAGAAAAAGAAUACGAGAAAUUAGAAAAGGUGGAUCUAGACAAUUGGAAGAACAUUCGAAUACCGAGACAAUGGGAAGAACCAGAAAAUACAAAGGUUUAGUUAUCAAUUAAAAAAUUUUUACUGUAAUUUGUCCGUAUACGAUUAACAUAAUGAGCAAUAUAUAAUUAAUUUUUAUCAGUUUUUACAAGAGAUAUUUGUGUGACCACCUUUAGUUACAUAGAUUCUUACUAAAUAAUUAUAUAAGAUAAUUAAGAGAUAACAUAAUAAAACAAAUAAUUACAGCUUUGCAUAAUCUGUUUUGCUUAAUACUGAACAAAAAGAUUACUAACAAUAAAAAUUACAAAAUUCCCAUUUCUGAAAGAAUGUUAAAUAUUAGAUUUUACAUAAUGAUUGUGUGUGUAUAUAUGCGCGCACGCGCGCUUACAAUCUUGGAAAGAUAUUUUAAGUUACUAUCAUAAACAUUUGUAAUGAGUAUUUUAAUCGAUCACAUAAUUAAUUGAGUACAUAAUUUGAGAUUUUACAAUUAAACUAAGAGCUUUAAAAUAUUCUCUGAAUACAACUAUUUAGAUCACAAAGAUAACUUUCCCUAUAUAUAGAAUUAUAAUUUUUAAUAAGCCAUAUUCAAUUUUAUAGUCAAAUCAUUUUUAUAUCAAUUUCGUAUUUGAUUCCAUAUAAAAUAAACUAAACCCUUUUUUCUCACAGUUAGAGGUCAUACAUAUCUAACAUAAAUUCUAAGAGGAUAAUUUUACCUCGUGAGUCACAUGAUAUAAUGAUAUUUAAGAAACUUUCUAAAGAAAUUUUAUCACAGACCAUUCCAAAGGAAUCCUAAUAUAAAGUAAGAGAGAUAAAGUACAUCUCUCAUAGAGCUAUACUUAUGUUAUACUUAAUUAAUAGUCUUGUAUAUGGCAGUGCAGCGAUAAAUAAACGAGAUAAAAUUU